GGGACGGAAGGAUGGCAGUGCAGAAGCACAUGGGUCAGCGCCGUACCACCGCUGACUCUUCUUGCCCUGGUGUCAAGGAGAGGAGGGGGGGAGCCGCAGCAGCCCUGACAGGGAGUCAACUCAGCAAGAAUCUUCCUCAGGAAGGCUCGGCGGCGGCUUCUGCGGCCACUCUUUCGUCUCCUCCUGCCUAACAGCGCACGAGGCAGCUCCACGCACAGGGCAGGAGGGUGCACCUCCCAUGAGCACAGUUGCUACAGUGGUUCUUUUUGCCUCCGCACGCAGGUCGGAGGCAUAGAAAAGAGACCCAGAAAGAGGCACCCUCCUGCACCGCGCGCUCCGGCAGCCCAUUCGAAGCUGACACCAGAGACGCACCGGGGUGGACUUCUUAAGCCGGUGGCUCAGGAGGCUUCCUCAAGGGCCAGCCGCAGUCCGUCCCGCUUCCUUUUCCUUAAAAAUCACGGCCCUCGGCAACAGGUUCUUGUUAGAGAAGAAAGGCAGGCAUGGAAUUGAGUGUCGGAAGUGUAAUUGCUUAUAUAAGCUCUUCAAGCUCUGCAUCUAGCCCGGCUUCCUGUCACAGUGAAGGCUCAGACAACAGUUUUCAGUCCUCUUCUUCCCCUGUGCCACCAUCACCAAACAGUUCCUCCUCUGAAGGAAGCUGCAGUAGCAAGAGUAAAGAGCACAUUGAUGGAAGACCAAACAGUGAACAGUUUGAGAAUCACACUAAGGGAAAUCAAUUGAGUGGUGCCUCAGCAGCAAAAAGUCAUAAUGGAUUUGCAAAAUUUAAUGGCAUGGUCUUGCUGUGUAAAGUCUGUGGAGAUGUUGCUUCAGGAUUUCACUAUGGGGUCCAUGCCUGUGAAGGCUGCAAGGGUUUCUUUAGGAGAAGCAUUCAGCAAAAUAUUCAAUAUAAGAAGUGCCUGAAGAAUAACAACUGCUCUAUAAUGAGAAUGAAUAGAAACAGGUGUCAGCAGUGCCGAUUCAAAAAAUGCUUGUCAGUAGGAAUGUCAAGAGAUGCUGUUCGAUUUGGCCGAAUUCCUAAACGAGAAAAGCAGAGGAUGAUAAUUGAAAUGCAAAGUGCGAUGAAAACCAUGAUGAAUACGCAGUUCAGUGAUCACUUGCCCAGUGAAACAUUAAAAGAUAGUCAGGAAGCAUUGCUCUUAGUGCCUCAGGAACAGCUGAACUCCAAACUAAAGCAAGAAGAAGUAACUGCCAAAAGGCCCUCUUCUUCUCCCCUUCCUCCUCCACUAUGUCCUGCUUUACCUCUGCCCUCUGACAUUGCCAAGGAAGAAGUGAUUGGCAUGGUGACUAGUGCCCACAAAGAUACGUUUAUGUACAAUCAGGAACAACCAGAAGAUCGUACCACUGUUUUGCAGCCUCCAAAUGGGGAAAAAAAUCUUAAAUACCUGGAUCAAUACAAUUCUGGUGGUGAAGCUGAUCAUGGUAGCAUAAGCAUUGUGCUUCAAAAUGGGAAUGUUAAACAUUUCAAUGGACAGUAUAAAGGGCAAAACAAUAUGCACCAUCCAAGUGGGUAUAAUCUUUGCUUCCAUUCUAAGAACUUCACCAAUGGCUUUACCACAAAAGGGUAUAAUAAAAUGCUCAAAAAUGGCUUUUCUUCCAUUGAAUCUCUGAAUGCGUAUUCCUGCAGCACUGGAGGCAGAAUGCAUCUGGUUUGCCCAAUGAACAAGACUCCUUUUGUGGAUCCAAAUAAGUCUGGUCAGGAAGUCUGGGAAGAAUUUUCCAUGAGCUUUACCCCCGCAGUAAAGGAAGUAGUGGAAUUUGCCAAGCGUGUUCCUGGUUUCCGAGAUCUUUCCCAACAUGACCAAGUAAACCUUCUGAAGGCUGGAACCUUUGAGGUAUUAAUGGUACGGUUUGCAUCUCUAUUUGAUGCAAAAGAUCGUACUGUCACUUUUCUUAGUGGAAAGAAGUACAGUUUGGAUGAUUUACGUACCAUGGGAGCUGGUGAUCUGCUGAACUCCAUGUUUGAGUUUAGUGAGAAGCUAAAUGCACUCAACCUUAGUGAUGAAGAAAUGAGUUUGUUUACAGCGGUGGUCCUUGUAUCUGCUGAACGAUCAGGAAUAGAGAAUGUUAAUUCUGUGGAAGCAUUGCAAGAAACAUUGAUCCGGGCACUCAGGACUUUGAUCACAAAAAAUCAUCCAAAUGAAGCCUCUAUAUUUACAAAACUACUUUUGAAACUGCCUGACCUGCGUUCCUUAAAUAACAUGCACUCUGAAGAACUUCUAGCCUUUAAAGUUCAUCCAUAGGCUUUUACCUCCUACUUAUAUACUUGAUUUACCUAAAAUUAAUUGUUUUUUUUUUUGUGCUAAAAUGUUUGUUUAUAUUUGGACAUGCUUCUGUGAAGGAUUUGUAUAAUAGUGAAAUGAUCUCUUACCAUGUAGUAAAUGCUUCAGGUUGAUCCUUAUUUCACCACUGAUGAAAUGGCCACAGAUUUCUUCUUCAUUAUCCAAAAGAGUCCCUCUUGCACAAAAGGGAAUGAAGAAAUUACAUUAAAUAUUAUAGAUGCUGACUUCUAAGAAUACCCAGUGGCUACAAAUGGAAAGCAGCACUUUGAAUAAAUGAAGCAAUAUUACAUUGGCCCAAGUCAUCCUUAAGUAGAACCUUGCUAUAUGAGGUAGUUUUUAAAAACUGUUUUUGAUUACACUAUGAAUAGUUUAUAAAAGAAUCAGUGUAUAUUAAUUUAUUCACUUCAGUAUAAAACUAUACAUUCAUCCAUGUACAUGUUGAUGUGUGCAUAUGCACACACAUAAGCAUAAAUAUGAACAGAUGGAUGUAUUAUUACUUUAUAAAUUUCAUGUACGUACAUAAUUAUAUAAGUAUGUGAAUAUAAACAAACUUCAUAAUAUUUUCAACUAUGAAGAAUUUAAAGAAGGAUUAUCCAUAUGAAUGCAUUUGGUUCUGUACAGUUGAAAUAAGUAUAUUAAAAGUGUAGAGAGUCCCAAAUUAGUAUGUUAAUAUGCUGAAUUUGUUAAUUUUCAACAUUUAAAACAAUAUAAGUAAAGAGAUAAAUAGAUCAAAUUUAAACAUUAUUGAGAACAUAGGGAUUUUUCCUAAAAUAUAUUUGCCUUUAAUUGUAUGCAUCUAUAGUAGUAGGCAUUUAAAGUUGGUGAUCAGCCUUGCUAGUUUUUUCUGUAAAGUUUCCAUGGAGAAUCAUGAAAAGUGUCAAGAAAACUGUUAUACCUUCAUUGCAUAUUGGGUAUUCUGUGAAUCAUUUAUGCUACAUAUUAUAUGCAAAGUUGAAUGCUACAUAAUCAGUCUUGUAACAUGAAUGGGACUUUUAAAGUCAAUUUUCUUAUAUCUCCAAAGUUUUUUUCAAAACUGAUCUAGGUUAUCUGAUGUCUGUGAAGUUCUGUUAAUUUCAUGAUUUUUAAAAUGCCAGUGACAAAUUCCUAAGGCAAGGAUUUGUUGUAUUUUCUGUUGCAUUUUUCAAAUUAAUUGCUUCAUGCUGUUCACAGCAUGAAAAUAUUUUAGUUGGAGAUUUUCCAAAAUAUGACUUUUGAAAAUACAUUGAUAUUUCAUAUAGUUAUUUAGUACUUAACAUAUUUCAAACUUUCCAUAACUUUAUGUGAAAAACUAUAAUAUUAUAGUUGAUACAUAAUUUUUUAGACUAAUGCACCACUAAGUGUAAAAAAUAUUUGUUUGCAAGCUUAUUAUAUAGCAUUAUUGUUUCAUUUAAAUUAAUUUCUGUGACCUUGUUAGACAUCAAACUCCUAUUUUUAAAAAAAUCCAAGCAACUAUUGGGAUGUAGUUUUACUGUAAUAAUUGGUUCACAUGAAAAAAAAGCACAACUGCAAGUUAUAGGUUUUUUUUGGGGGGGGUACUUAUUUUUGAAAAUAGUUACUAAAUAUCAAAAAUCCAAAGAUAAGUUAGUGAUUUCCCAUCAAUUUUUU
Molecule: messenger RNA, 3902 nt
Organism: Thamnophis elegans (Western terrestrial garter snake)
Lineage: Eukaryota; Metazoa; Chordata; Lepidosauria; Squamata; Natricidae
Gene: NR1D2
Product: nuclear receptor subfamily 1 group D member 2
Exons: 8
Coding region: 501-2258 (585 amino acids)
Biological process (GO): cell differentiation; positive regulation of transcription by RNA polymerase II; hormone-mediated signaling pathway
Molecular function (GO): nuclear receptor activity; RNA polymerase II cis-regulatory region sequence-specific DNA binding; zinc ion binding
Source: RefSeq, a predicted model, not a curated record